This is a messenger RNA of Lytechinus pictus (painted urchin), 2178 nucleotides long. Its product is annotated as probable N-acetylgalactosaminyltransferase 9. The transcript is spliced from 3 exons. The record is from RefSeq and is a predicted model, not a curated record. Gene Ontology annotation, molecular function: polypeptide N-acetylgalactosaminyltransferase activity. Bases 1364 to 2110 code for a protein of 248 amino acids. Gene Ontology annotation, biological process: protein O-linked glycosylation. NCBI's taxonomy places the organism in Eukaryota, Metazoa, Echinodermata, Echinoidea, Temnopleuroida, Toxopneustidae. Gene Ontology annotation, cellular component: Golgi apparatus.
ACUUGCACGCGUGUGUGAACGUCUUUGGAUGUGACACAUAAAAAGACAUCAAUUCAAGAAAGAGUGAUCAAGAGAGAGCCGGAGAGGGAGGGAGAAGGCCCGGGGAGAAGGAUCGCAAACGUCUCACGCUAUACCACGACCAUGAUACAACUUCUUCAUCACCUGUUCUAUUAUAAUCUCCCAAGGGUACAUGCGCGGGUCAUUCCUUCGACUUGGUUCACUGGUAUACCAUACAAACAUCGUAGCAGUACAAGUCCAAGUUGAUCAAACUCUAGCCUCAACCUCGGUCGUAACUGGCUUAUCGAUCUACAUCUGGGCCGAAUUUGGACCAAAGUCAAGUGAAGAGACCAUGGAUGACUUUUGACAGCUUGGUUCGUGAUCGACCAGGGAAUUUUUAGUGAAGUUCAAGUUAGUCUCGAUCGUAGGGUUAUGAGCAGAGUGUGAUACUGUAUAUCCCCGCAGUGAAAGUGUAUUGGAGAAUGAAUAUAGGCUCAUGUCGAAAGCCCGCUGUUUGGAGGAUGUUUUUCAUGGAAAUUGAAUGUUAGUGGUUAAAAAAAUCACCACCUUUCCUUCAUCUCUGCUACGCUACAUCUUUUCAUCUUGCAUGGAUUAAACCAUGUGAAACGCUUUGACUGAACGAACUGGAACUUAUUAAAACUAAUCAAGGAAAAUCUGACCUGAUUAAAACUUCUCAGCGCGAACAUCAUUUCCAAUCAAAGGUGACCCGCAGUGCGUACAUGUAUGUAAAUAUUUAUGCUAAAGGUCUAGCUGAUCGCCUUGCAUAUAACUUUCUUCAUGAACAAAUCCAUGUAUUAUUUGGGGCGAAUUAUUUUAUCCCAUGGAUUUAUUAUCAUCACCAUCGUCACCAGUUAGUUCAUAUGCGUUUAAUCUAGCCAUUUGAUUAUAAUGCUCAGGCAUAUAUACCAACUCUAGACCUACGAAACAUUCGGAUAUCACCAAUGCCAUUAUGCUACCAUCCGGAUUGGAGUCCCUAGUUUCGUUGGUGUAGCUGUCGUAUUAAGGUCUUCAAUUUGUUGUUGAUGUCCUCUGAGUGCAAUCAAUGUCCAGUUGUAAUGAUAUCGAAAAAUUUUAGUGUGCAUGGAUGCCGCCAAAAACCUACCAUCGCCAUAUAACCGUUUCCUGUAUUGGAGGCCUUCGUGAACUUGCAUGUUUUCCUUUGCUUGGGGGGUGAAACCUUAUAGCGUGUAUGAAAAAUAUAUUUAUACUACUAGUAUUGUCUGGAAUCCACUGCGCUCUUAUAGUCGUAUAUCGUCUGCGCCAAAGGAUCGAUAUUCACAGUUUAGUUUGAGUCUCGCUUGGAACUUUUUUUGUUUAGCUUUUGUUUUUCAAGAACUUGUGGAAGAUGCCUCGCGUAUAUUUGACAGUGGUGAUCUCAGGGACAGCUUGGCUCUCGCUUGCAUUUCUCCUCUUCUUCAUUCACCACGAGAACAAGCACAUCUUCAACAAUGUCAGGCAAGCCAUGGUUGCCGACAUAGCGGCGGCCGGAGCGCCCGUCGUCCACCCGCACAACGCGCAUAGUAUUGGUCAGCGUAACCUUGACCACCGUGAUUUGGACUCGGUCCUGGGCCAGUUGGACAAGGAUAUUCCUCGUUUUGGUCCAGGGGAAGGAGGUCAGCCUUUGAUGUUGUCUGGUGUGGCUGACGUGGAGAAGGCGAAGAAGACCAAACAUAUCCAUAAUUUUAACCUGGUGGUCAGUGAUAAGAUUUCUUUGGAGAGAACCGUCAAAGACACAAGAGAUUCAAGGUGUCAGGACAUCACCUAUCGGUUCUCGAAAUUUCCUACAGCCAGCGUCAUCAUCGUCUUCCACAACGAGGCGUGGUCGACGCUCAUGAGGACUGUUCACAGCGUGGUCAACCGUACACCACACGACAUUCUUGCCGAAGUCGUACUCGUCGACGACGCCAGCACAGAUGAUGAACUGGAGAAAAAACUACAGAACAUUCCGAAAUUGGUACGGGGCAAAGUGAAAUUGGUCCGUACCACUCAGAGGGAAGGGGUGGCCAGGGCGAAAAUCAGAGGGGCGAGGGAAGCACGCGGAGAGGUUCUUGUGUUUCUUGAUUCACACUGUGAAGUUAACACCCAUUGGUAAGUGGACGAUUCUCAAACUUUUUUCUGCACCACAUGAAAGCUUCGGAUGUGGAGAAAAGUGCAAACGAC